Arthroderma uncinatum is the source of this 1713-nucleotide messenger RNA. Its product is annotated as Cycloheximide resistance protein. The transcript has 2 exons. Gene Ontology annotation, biological process: xenobiotic detoxification by transmembrane export across the plasma membrane. The coding region runs from base 1 to 1713 and encodes 570 amino acids. The record is from RefSeq and is a predicted model, not a curated record. Lineage: Eukaryota; Fungi; Ascomycota; Eurotiomycetes; Onygenales; Arthrodermataceae. Gene Ontology annotation, molecular function: fluconazole transmembrane transporter activity.
AUGGCCUCGUUCCUACCCAGUACACCGUUUGGUAGCACCAUUCGCUGGCUGAGCAAUGGCCGACUCUUCCAGUUCCCAGAAGAGAAACCCGGGUUCCGUUUACCACCGAAAUACUUAACAGCAGCAGAACGAUCGACCCAGCAGUCAACGUCCCAUCCGGCCGCGCACAAUGCUCACGAAAGUAAUGAACGACCACCGUCGCCAGAGCCAUCAUCACCAGGUGGUGAAAGCGUGGAUCAACCCCUAGAAGAUAUAGAGAAAAGUGAACACCUCGCUGUACAUCAAUGCCUCAGUCCGGAGGUCACCCCGGACGGAACAAUACUCGUGGGCUGGUAUUCUGAUAACGACCCCGGAAAUCCUCACAACUGGUCAUCUUGGAUGAAAUUUCUGGUAUACGUUCAGAUAAAUUUCUACACGUUUGUGAUCUAUAUGUCGUCUUCCAUUUUCUCCAUCGUUCAGGGAGAGUUCAUGGAUAUCUACGGUGUCCCUCAAUCAGUGGGCUCUCUGGGUCUUGCGCUGGUACUUCUAGGCUAUGGAAUCGGACCGAUGCUCUUCAGUCCCUUGUCAGAAAUUGCGGCACUGGGCCGCAAUCCUCCGUAUCUAGUCACACUGGUAAUCUUCAUGAUAAUAACCGUGUUGACGGCGGUAGUGGACAACGCACCCGGUUUCCUGGUUUUACGCUUCCUCCAGGGGUUCUUUGGGUCACCAUGUCUAGCCACCGGAGCAGCAUCGCUGGCAGAUGUAACUAGCCUCGUGAAUCUACCUUACGGGCUUUGGAUCUGGGGCACCUUUGCCACAUCCGCGCCAGCAGUCGCCCCGACCAUUGCUGGAUUCAGCUCUGUGGUUAAGGGAUGGCAGUGGUCCAUGUGGGAAGUCCUAUGGGGUACCGUGCCGUGUUUGAUACUACUGUUGUUUCUCCCGGAAACCUCCAUUUCUACAAUACUACAUUAUCGCGCAAAACGCCUCCGAACCGUUACCGGCAACCAAGCCUUUAAAGCUCCUUCCGACGUUGACGCAUCCAGGUCAACCGUUGCAGCAAUCGUGAACAACGCGCUAAUUAUCCCCUGGAAGAUCAAUGCCUUGGAUCCGGCCAUUCUCUUUACUACAGUCUACACUGCACUGGUAUAUGCCAUCUUCUACUCUUUCUUUGAGGUAUUCCCUCUCGUCUACCUAGAGAUAUACCACCUGAGUCUACCGCAUAUGGGUCUGGUGUUCCUUACUGCUAUCAUUGCUGUCUUGAUCAUCAUGCCAUUUUACUUCCUCGUGGUCCAUUUUACAAUCAGUCGGCCCAUGCUUAGCGGCUCGUUCCCUCCACCGGAACGCCGACUUAUACCAGCCCUGUUGGGUUCCUUGCUCGUUCCUACGGGGAUGUUUAUAUUUGCCUGGACUUCAAGGAAAGAUAUUCAUUGGGUUGUACCCACAAUGGGAUUCUUGCUCAUAAUGGCCGGAGUGGUUACCCUUCUACAAUGUAUGUUUGGGUACAUGGCCGUCGCGUAUCCGAAGUAUGGUGCAAGCUUGUUUGCCAUGAACGAUUUUGCUCGUUCGUCUCUAGCCUUUGCGUCGAUUUUGUGGUCCGGUCCACUAUAUCGAAAUCUUGGGAUUGCCAAAGGCACAAGCUUGAUUGGGGCAUUAACAGCAGCUUGUGUCCUUGGAAUCUUUACUCUCUAUUGGUUUGGACCCGUGCUACGAAAAAGAAGCCGCUUUGCUGGGUAG